CAAACUUCCUCAGUUGGAGCAAAACUUCCCAGAGUGAAGGAGGAUCAGCCGAGAGGCCAGACGGCAGCACUGAGCGAGUGAGUCAGAGCAGCGGGACGAGCGAGGAUGAGGUCUUAAUUACAGCUUUCUCCAGACCGAGACGCAGUUUGUUCGAGGGCUGUGCAUUUUAGCCACUAAACCUGAUUAUCGUUGCUUCUCUUCAUCAUGCGGCUGGUUCUGCUUCUGGCUCUGAGUGUUUGCUAUGAGGCUCGCUCCUAUGAGCCUUCAUCAGUUACUAUCCAGUACCGGGUUUGGGAGGAGCAGCCGGCGGGAACCCAGGUCGGCCGUCUGGUGGAUGACCUCAGGCAAAGGGAUGAAGGCGGCGCUCUGGACAAUUUCCAGGUGGUGGAGCACGGAAAAGCUCAUCCCUUCUCUGUCAGCUCCCGGGAUGGAAUUGUCAGCACACAAGGCCGACUGGACAGGGAGGAGCUGUGCAGGGGGUCGGACCCAUGUGAGGUGGCCUUCAACGUUCUCUACAGGAAGAGUGGUGCUGUGAACUGGCUGACUGUUCACGUGGAGGUGAUGGACAUUAAUGAUCACAGCCCCACCUUCCCCAGCCCUCUGCAGGAGGUGGAGAUCUCAGAGUCAGCCAGCCUCAGGAUGAGAUUCCCGUUGGACUGGGCAGUGGACCCUGACGCAGGGCCCAAUGACGUCCAGGCCUACGAGCUGUCUGCCAACCAGCACUUUGCUUUGGACGUGACAGUGGCUCAUUAUGGAACAAAGCAGGUAGAGCUGGUGGUCAUCAAGGAGCUGGACAGGGAGGUUCAAGCCUCCUUUGAGCUCACCCUGGUAGCGUGGGACAAAGGAACCCCCCCCAAAUCUGGGAGCACAAUGGUUCAUGUUAAUAUAUUGGACUCAAAUGACAACAGCCCAACAUUUGAGGACAGCACUCCCACUGUGGAGAUACCUGAGGACACAGCCCGUGGCACAGUCAUCAUCAACCUCAAAGCCACCGAUCCAGAUCAGGGAGCCAACGGGGAGGUGGAAUACUCAAUAAUCAGUAAACGUAGUACACAUUCAGAUCAAGAGACCUUCAUUGUGGAUCCACAGGGGGGAGCUGUGAGUCUUAAUGCAUCCUUGAACUAUGAAACUCAGAUGUCUUAUGAAGUAAUCAUACAAGCCCGUGAUCGUGGGCCCAACUCCAUCCCCUCACACUGUAAGCUGCACAUCAAGCUCAUGGAUGUUAACGACAACGCACCGAGGAUACACGUGACGUGGACUUCACCCAGCUCUCCAGUGGCGACUGUCCUGGAAGGAGCACAGCCGGACACGUUUGUUGCUCUGGUGACGGUUUCUGACGCAGACUCGGGGGAAAAUGGCAGAACGAGAGCAGAUUUAGUGGAAGGAUCUGGUCUAUUUCGCCUCAAACGGAUACAUGACAGCAAUUACAUGAUUGUCACUAAUGGCAGCCUGGAUCGAGAGAAGGUUAUGCAGUACAACAUGACAGUCCGUGCUCAGGAUUACGGAGAGCCCUCACUGUCCUGCAUCAAACACCUGCCUGUCCAUGUGCUGGAUGAGAAUGACAACGCCCCCAUGUUCUCCACCUCCCUUUACAAAACCUCCUUCAAGGAGAACAACAUCGCAGGCUACCAUGCUCUCAAGGUUGAAGCCCUUGAUCUUGACUUAGAUCUAAGUGGAAGAGUUUCCUACUACAUUCAAAACUCCAAUGACCUGGAAAAGUCCAGCGACCUCGUGACUAACAUGCAGUCGUUCUCCAUCCACCCGAGCAGCGGCGUCAUAAGCAUCCAGCGCCCUCUGGACUAUGAGGAAUCCCAUACCUACUCAUUUGUUGUGGAGGCUAUCGACCACGGUCAUCCACCUCUCAGCAGCACCGCAACUGUACAAGUCAACAUUGAGGAUGUUAAUGACAACACUCCACAAAUCACGGAGCCAAAACCCCGCAAGGGUGUCGCCUCUUUAAAUGUACCCGUCAAUGCAGACAAGGGUGAGAUUGUGACUGAGUUGGGGAAUGACAUGGAAGAGACUUCUACCACUUUGCCAAUCAACCACUUAGUCAGAGGGGGACAUGGGUUCUUUGCCUCCACCAUAAAGGCUGAAGACCCAGACUCAGGGCUCAAUGGAGAACUUCAGUACCUCAUAACCGACGGGAACCCUGAUGGACUCUUCUGGUUGGAUCAAACUACAGGCCAGUUGUUCAUUAACACCACCAAUGCCACUGAGCUCAUUGGGAAAACCUUUCCGAUAGACAUAAGCGUAUGUGACAAGGGCACCCCCAGCCUGGCUGCCCGGAUGACUCUGGAGGUGACCUUCAUCAACCUCAGGGACCAUCUGAAGAACUCAUCUCCUGGGAACCGUGGACAGCUAAGCUUUACUAUGAUGAUGGCCAUCUGCUUGGGUGCGACGUGCCUCCUGCUUCUGCUGGCCAUCGCUACGGUGACGACAUUCUGCCGCCCUCAGAAACGGGACAAUCGGGCUUACAACUGCAGACAGGCUGAAUCAACCUACACACGUCAUCCCCGGCGCCCACAGAAAAACAUCAGAAAGUCUGACAUCCAACUGGUUCCUGUGAUCAGGGGGCGGAAGGACGACUCCUCAGAAGAUGACGGUGAAGCUAAACCACUGGCUCCAUCUCCACUGAUGUCAGAGGAGCAAAUGGAGGGACAGUAUACCCUCACCCCAUCCAUAAUGAACACAAGCUUCCAUUCCCAGGGCUACCCAGAAGCAGAAGCAACCACGCCGCAAUGCAGAACACUCCGAAAACCGGGGAACAUUGAACUCGAUGGAGCAGUGGCUCUAACACCAGCUACUUCUUAUCGAACCCUCCGCACACCCAGGAACCUUUCCUCAUCUUCCUCAGCCUCACAUUCAAGCACGCUGAAGCGCCAGGCUCAUGGUGAGGGGGACGUGUCCGAGGUGCCUUCAGGGUCCCAGGCGACGCUCAGAAGGACCAAGAACUUAGAGGCUCGUGGAGCACAAGAGGCAGCGCAUCGGCAAAUGCUUCAAAACCUGGUUCGACUGUCCAUGGCUGCGUUUGGAGACUCCAUCGAGCUUUCCUCCGCUUCUCCAGAGGUGCAGCAGAUCUCCCAGCUCCUCUCGCUGCUCCGUCAGGGUCAGCUGCAGCCCAGGACCAACUUCAGAGGCAACAAAUACUCUCACCGCAGCGGCAGAUGUGGAGGUCAGGACUCAGACUGGCAGAGCACCAAAGACAGCGGGCACGGAGAGAGCGAGGCCGGAGACAUGGACUGGGAGCCAGGGAGGGACUCACCCAUAGACACACAACCGGAGGAGGGACUGAGCAACAUGGGCCACGCAGACGAGGUCUUCUACGCGGGCGGCCCGGCCUGGGGCUCCAGACUCUCCCUGCCUCUCGUGGGCGAUUACCACCACAACGUCUUCGUGCCCAACGAGCCUCCGAGCGCUGAGAGCGAGCUGCUCCCUCGCCACGGCCUGGACUCGUCCUCCUUCUCCACCUUCGGUAAAAGCCCAGAGAAGGAGGCGGCGCUGGGCGGAGCCCUGCUGUCUGAGGUCAGCACGCUGUUUGAGAUGCUGCUGACGCAGAAGGCCGACGCCCACCCCGGCCCGCGGCCCGACGUCCUGUACCGGCUGUCUGCGGCCUACCGCCGCUCGCUGGGCCUGGACGGCUCCACAGGCCCCGGCGCCACGAGGCCCCGCAGGGCCGAGAGGCGACCGGGCCUGGAUGCUGCUCCUGGGCCUCAUCAGUAGCUCAGAUGUGGCUUCAGAACACUUGAUGCAGUCACAACAGGGCGCCACAGAAAGCGCUCCGUGCUGGAGACGUAUGUUGGGAUUUUAGAGGCAUUAAUCGUACAAUCCUGAAUGUAAAUAAAUGCAUCUGUAAAUAAUGCCACUGUAGAAUCACACAACACAAAGGAUGCGGCCGCUGGAGCCACACGUGUCUUUAUAGAAGAGAUACGAGGCUCGGAACAGAUCAAGAAGACAAACAAAGAGGGCGCAGGAAGUGGAGGAGCAUCUGAGGGGAAAACAGAGGCACAGGAGCCCCACGUGGACCCGUCACUGGUGGGAGGUCCACUGGGAGCCCACUGGUGGGAGAUCCACUGGUGGGAGAUCCACUGGUGGGAGGUCCACUUGGAGCCCACUGGUGGGAGGUCCACUGGUAGGAGAUCCACUGGGAUCCCACUGGUGGAAGGUCCACUGGGAGCCCACUGGUGGGAGAUCCACUGGUGGGAGGUCCACUGGUAGGAGAUCCACUGGUAGGGGAUCCACUGGGAGCCCACUGGUGGGAGAUCCACUGGUGGGAGGUCUACUGGGAUCCCACUGGUGGAAGGUCCACUUGGAGCCCACUGGUGGGAGAUCCACUGGUAGGAGAUCCACUGGGAUCCCACUGGUGGAAGGUCCACUGGGAGCCCACUGGUGGGAGAUCCACUGGUGGGAGGUCCACUGGUAGGAGAUCCACUGGUAGGAGAUCCACUGGGAGCCCACUGGUGGGAGAUCCACUGGUGGGAGAUCCACUGGUGGGAGGUCUACUGAGAUUGCACUGGUGGAAGGCCUACUGGGAGCCCACUGGUGGGAGAUCCACUGGGAGCCCAUUGGUGGGAGAUCCACUGGUGGGAGGUCCACUGGUAGGAGAUCCACUGGUAGGAGAUCCACUGGGAGCCCACUGGUGGGAGAUCCACUGGUGGGAGGUAAUGAAACCAGCGCUCGCAGAUCAGGAUCCGAUGAGGUGCCUGAUGCGCUUCACCGUAAACAUGUGCCGCAUGUUCAGGGUUUGUUUUUCAGGUCAGUCAUUAAAAAACAAGAAGUGACAAUAAAAACUCACAAUGCUUUGGUAGAAAACAGGAAGUGAAGGAAGGAACCAAGCAGCAGGCGGAAUCUGGCUUUAGUGCUGAAUCACAAGCUGUGAAUUCAUUGUUUCCUCUUUUGUCUCCCACCUGAGAACUCAUCACACAGAGCAGCACCAGAACCACAAGGUGUUUGUUAUUAGGAGGCUACUUUUCAAAGUGAGCAGAGAACUUUAUACGUUUUGAAAUGUUUUUAAUAAAGUCAAUGUUGAAACAAAACGCUGCCCAAACCUCAGAACUUCUCUGAAAGCUUCAUCCAGCAUCAACCACCCGCUUCAGAUGUUAUCAGCUAUAACGAAUGGGCUGAUCAGAACUUAUCAGCGCAUUCGUACGGGCCAGUAGGUGCCUGCUCUGCCUCCUCGCGAACAGCUAACAGCUAAGAGCUAACAGCUAGCUAAGUUGCUAUGUUAAGCAGCUUUAGAGCUUAUUGUGGUUAGGGUUAGGGCUGGAUAACGGGUGGGGGGUUCAGGUUACAGUUAGCUAACACAACACCGCUAGCUACUUGCUAAGUUAUGCUCGCUAAUAAAUCAAAAUUAAAAACUUCGAUCCUUCUGUCGGAACAACAACCGCUCAACAGCGCCCCUACUGACUCUGCUGGUUAAAUCAUCCGAGCCGUGAUCAACCUUACGGAUCAAUGACGACGACCUACUGCACCUAUUCACCUCUGCCAGCAGGUAGAUGGGCACCUACCGGCUCAUAUGUAUGGGCUGAUAACCACUGAUAAUGACCACUGAAUGGCGCGAUAACGUCAGAAGCCGCUCCAUCAACAGCAUCACCAACAUCAACAGAAUCAUCAGCAUCACCAGCAUCACCAGCAUCAACAGAAUCACCAGCAUCACCAGCAUCACCAGCAUCACCAUCAUCACCAGCAUCACCAGCAUCACCAGCAUCACCAGCAUCACCAGCAUCACCAGCAUCACCAGCAUCACCGAGUGGCGGGUGCAGGAAACAACCUGAGCCCUGAUUUGAAGCAGUGUCAGAUGAAUGGCUGCUGCCGCUCCAGUCGCCGCUGCCACUUUAUAAUAAGACAUUUUUACAUAACACAAACCUGCUUUUCUUAAGGUCUUGUUUUGUUUCUUCAUCACAUGUUCCUUAUUAUAAAACCACUUAAACUGUC
This is a messenger RNA of Betta splendens (Siamese fighting fish), 5934 nucleotides long. RefSeq names its product protocadherin 12 (gene pcdh12). Lineage: Eukaryota; Metazoa; Chordata; Actinopteri; Anabantiformes; Osphronemidae. Bases 205 to 3723 code for a protein of 1172 amino acids. Gene Ontology annotation, biological process: homophilic cell-cell adhesion. The transcript is spliced from 6 exons. Gene Ontology annotation, molecular function: calcium ion binding. The record is from RefSeq and is a predicted model, not a curated record. Gene Ontology annotation, cellular component: plasma membrane.